This is a messenger RNA of Ichthyophthirius multifiliis, 1494 nucleotides long. RefSeq names its product MatE efflux family protein, putative. Gene Ontology annotation, cellular component: membrane. The record is from RefSeq and is a predicted model, not a curated record. Gene Ontology annotation, molecular function: antiporter activity; xenobiotic transmembrane transporter activity. The transcript is spliced from 3 exons. Gene Ontology annotation, biological process: transmembrane transport. NCBI's taxonomy places the organism in Eukaryota, Ciliophora, Oligohymenophorea, Hymenostomatida.
AUGCAGGCAAAAAACUCAAAUAUAAAUACGUUUUCUAUUUAAAGAGAAGAAACAUCAACAUAAGCUUCAUAGUCUGAAAGAAAUUCCGAAAUAAAUAAAAAUAUUAUAAAAGACAAAGUCAAUUUUAAAUGGCUUUUAAAAUCAUGUAUUGAAGAAGCCUUAAGUUUUUUUCUUGAAUGGGUACCUUCGACGAUAACAUUAAUUUUUAUAAAAAAUAAUUAUCCUUAAAAUAUUAUUAAUGGUUUCGGAUUAGGUUUAGUUUGGAGUAAUUGUAUUGGAUAAGGUCUUUAUUAUGGACUUAGUAGUGGUUUAGAAACUAUGGCUUCCCAUGAGCAUGGAGCAGGCAAUUAUAAUUAAGUAGGAAUUCUUUUCUAGAAGACAUUGUAUAUAUCUUUUUUAAUGUUUAUUCCUAUUUCCUUAAGUAUGUAUUUUUCAGAAAACAUAAUUUCUUUGUGGAAUAGAGAUAUAUAUUUAUCAUAUAUUGCUGGUUAAUAUUGCAUUUAUUAAAUACCUGGAAUAUUUUUUACAGCAAUAUAUUAUGCAUAUAAAGCAACAUUAAAUGCUUAAAAUGAAUAUAGAAUAUAAGUAUAUAGUAGUGGAUCAAACUUAAUUUUAACAAUAUUAUAUUGUUAUAUAUUUAUAUCAAAAUUAGAUUUGGGAAUAUAUGGUGCAUCAAUAGUAUUUAGUUCUUGUUAAAUUUCAAAUUUAUUACUUUGCUAUUUAUUUGCAAAACAAAAAAAAGAUUUAUAAAAAUGCUUCAUACCGUUUAAUUCUAAAUGUUUUAAUGAUAUUAGUUAUUUCCUUAAAACAGCUAUACCUAUAGGAUCAUUAGUUGCUUUAGAAUGGAUGCUUUAAGAAGCAAAUUCUAUCAUAGCUUCAAAUUUGCCUUCAUAAUAAUAUGCUGCCCACAUUAUUUUAGCUAAUUUGAUUUGUGUAUGUAAUUAAUUCCCUUUAGGAUAUGCUACUGCUUCAUGCACUUUUAUAAGUAAUGAAAUGGGAAAAGGUAAUAUUCAUAAUGCAAAUAAAUACGCUUAAUACAGUUUUAUUAUUAUUACUUUUCAUUUAAUGUUAACACUUUUACCUGUUUAUUUGUUGCAAAAUUAAAUCGCAGAUAUUUUUGCUGUAGAUGAUAAUGUUAAAUAAAGUAUUAUUUUGAUUUUUAAUAUAUUUAUUAUUUAAUAUUGUUUUGAUUGCUUUUAAUGCAUGCUCACCGCUUAUAUGAGAGCUAUAGCUCAAGAAAGAUUUAGUAGUGCUUCUUUUAUUUUUUGCUAUGCUUUUGUUGGAUUAGGACUUAGUUAUUUUUUAGCUUAUUACACUUCUUUUUAAAUUUAAGGGAUUUGGAUAGGAAUUACUAUCGGUUUAGGUCUUUAUGUUGUUAUGUAAAUUGUAAAAUUAUAAAUAACUGAUUUAAAAGAAAUGGCUUAAAUUAUAUACGAAAGAAUUUGUUCUUAAUAAAAUAAUUAAUAUAAAUUAAUGAAUGAUGAUAAUUAUUGA